Paramecium sonneborni is the source of this 1062-nucleotide messenger RNA. The record is from the annotation of a GenBank genome assembly. Lineage: Eukaryota; Ciliophora; Oligohymenophorea; Peniculida; Parameciidae.
AUGAACAAUUAAUACGAUUGGUCAAAACAUUAAUUCCAAUAAGUGGAAAAGAAAAUUAUAACUUAAUAAGAUGUUGAAAAAUUCAAGACAACAUAAAUAAUUGGAGAAUUAUUAGCAUUUUUAUAAUAACUAAUAUAAUCAGUCUAAAAUAAGAAGAUUUCAUAAACAAAACAUAAUUAGAAGUUUUAAUAAAUUUGUAUUUAAAGAUAUUAUGAUUAGAGCAAUUAUUUUUAUAAUUAGAAGAGUUGCUUUUGAAAGUACCACCUAUUUAAUAAUCAAUGAGAUAUGGCAAUAAAGCUUUUAGAGAUUGGUUAGACAAAAUUGGUCCUAUAGUUGAUGAUUAUCUUAAAAUGUAACUACCAGAUAAUUUAUAAAAUGCUGCUAUCGAACUUCGAUCAUAUUUGUUGGAUUCAUUCGGAAAUAAAUAGAGAAUAGAUUAUGGAACAGGACAUGAAUUUUAAUUUUUCCUCUUUCUAUUUUCUUUAUUUAAAUUAGGAGUUUAUACUGAAUAGGAUUAUGAAGGAAUAGUGAGAUUAGCAUUUUAUAAGUAUUUAAAAAAAAUAAAGAUAUUUUUAGAUAUAUUGAUUUUGCAAGAAAAGUACAAAUGACUUACAUGCUGGAACCAGCUGGUUCUCAUGGUGUUUGGGGAUUGGAUGAUUAUUAAUUUUUACCUUUUGUAUUUGGAGCUGCGGAACUUGUAUGAAAAUUGAUUUAUAUUUAGAAUUAAAAUGAAUUUGGAUUACUUCCUGAUUGCAUUAUUAAAGAAAAUGUUAUUAAGAAUCAUAAGGAAGAAUAUAUGUUUUUAUAGUGCAUAGAUUUUAUUAAUAAUGUAAGAUAUUAAAAUAAUCUUAAAGGUCAAAAAAGGUCCGUUCCAUGAACAUAGUCCCAUUUUACACAGCCUUACUAAUUUGACUUGUUGGUCAAAGGUAUGUUCUGGACUAAUAAAAAUGUUUUAAGGAGAAGUGUUAUUCAAACAUCCGGUUAUAAAACAUACAUAUUUCGGAACUAUCGUUGAAUAUAAAUGAGAACAUGUGUGUCUAAAAAGAAAUAUUUACAUAUUAG